Messenger RNA from Monodelphis domestica (gray short-tailed opossum), 958 nucleotides. RefSeq names its product ribosomal protein L13a (gene RPL13A). Gene Ontology annotation, biological process: negative regulation of translation; translation. The record is from RefSeq and is a predicted model, not a curated record. Gene Ontology annotation, molecular function: structural constituent of ribosome; mRNA binding. Lineage: Eukaryota; Metazoa; Chordata; Mammalia; Didelphimorphia; Didelphidae. Gene Ontology annotation, cellular component: cytosolic large ribosomal subunit; ribosome.
GCCCCGCCCCUGCGUUGUGGCUCCAGGGGAAGAGACUGAGCCUGGGGACAGGCUUGCAGACCACGUGACUGUCCUGGGACCCGCCCCAUCAGAGGCCCAAGAGUCGGCCUAGGCUGAAGCGUCUGCCUUUGCGCCUGCGCCAAAGUCCAGCGCCUCACAGUCUCUUCGCAAGUGCCGAAGCCUGUGAGGGGAGGGGCGAGGGGUUUCUCCACCUAUAGGGAGCCUCGGCGGCUUUACGUCAGUUCCGGCGCCCCUGCGAGGUGGAUAAGGAGGCCCCGACUGGGAGCGCGUCCUUCUUUUCCCGGGCGGCGGCGGCCAUGGCAGACGGUCAGGUGCUGGUGAUCGACGGGCGGGGCCAUCUGCUGGGCCGCUUGGCGGCCAUCGUGGCCAAGCAAGUUCUCUUGGGCCGGAAGGUGGUGGUGGUCCGCUGCGAGGGCAUCAACAUUUCUGGCAAUUUUUACAGAAAUAAACUGAAGUACCUGGCCUUCCUCCGGAAGCGAAUGAACACUAACCCAUCUCGAGGUCCCUACCACUUCAGAGCUCCCAGCCGCAUUUUCUGGAGGACUGUGAGAGGGAUGCUUCCCCACAAGACCAAGCGAGGCCAGGCCGCCCUGGAGCGCCUCAAGGUGUUCGAUGGCAUCCCUCCUCCCUAUGACAAGCGAAAGCGCAUGGUUGUCCCAGCUGCUCUCAAAGUAGUCAGGCUGAAGCCAACUAGAAAGUUUGCCUAUCUGGGGCGCCUAGCUCAUGAGGUUGGCUGGAAGUAUCAGGCAGUGACUGCUACAUUAGAGGAGAAGAGGAAGGAGAAAGCCAAGAUUCACUAUAGAAAGAAGAAGAAGCUCACGAAACUACGCAAGCAAGCAGAGAAGAAUGUGGAAGGCAAAAUCCACAAAUAUACAAAAGUGCUGAAGAAGCACGGGCUGCUGGUGUGAGUCCAAUAAAGUCUAUGCUCUCCUGGCCA